Molecule: messenger RNA, 2431 nt
Organism: Camellia sinensis
Lineage: Eukaryota; Viridiplantae; Streptophyta; Magnoliopsida; Ericales; Theaceae
Source: RefSeq, a predicted model, not a curated record
CUCAUCAUUUUCUUUCAUCCCCUUCUCUCCAUUUCACCAAUACCAAUGCUCUCCAACCAAAAACCCUAAUUAGAAGGGUCAAAUUCAACAACAAUAUCUCACUCUCCCCCAACCCAACCCAGUCUUCAAUGGUCCCUGUUUCAGUAACUUUCUCUAUUUUAUUUUACUACAUUCAUCUCCCUCUCUCUCUCUCUCUCUCUCUCUCUCUAUUAUAGUAAUCUAUACAUAUAACCUAUAUAUAAAGCUCAACCCAAUAAUUCUUGCAGUGACUGAGUGACCACCCAUUAAGUCAUUUGUGUACUACUGAUCCUUCUACUCAAAGGGGAAUGAAUGGCUGGGAAAGCUCAAAUCUUUUUUUUCUUCUAAUCCAUUUGUUUGUGUAAGUACUAAUUUUCCCACAUUUUUCUUUUCAUGGUUUCAAUUGUUUAUUCAGUUUUGUUACUCUCAUCUGACAUUUGUGAGUUUUUCAAUUAAUUUUUUUGAAGUAGUUUAGGCUGUUCUUAUUCUAUUCCUAGCCUUCUGAAAGUGCGAUACUUUCUCCUUUUAGGUUUCUAAGCAAUUUUGAGUAUGUGGGGGUAGUUACCAACUUACCCCAAGAUUAGUUCAACUGCUCUUCCUAAAGUUGUUGUUCGGCCUACUUAUCCUCAAUUGGAUCGUUUUUGUCUUCAAUUGGUCUCGUUUUAGGUAAGUUUCAUCGUAUCAGAGCUCGACGACUCUAAUUCUGCCUACUGGGUUUUUGUUGUUUUGCCUUAAUCAGGAAAACCCACUUCUCUGGACUUCGAUUUACUUAUUCUAAUUCUGCCUACUGGGUUUUUGUUGUUUUGCCUUAAUCAGGAAAACCCACUUCUCUGGACUUCGAUUUACUUAUUCCUUUUCUUCUUCUUUUUUUUCUUCUGUUUUUUAUGGUUCGAACAAUUGGGAUUUAUGGUUUUGUGAAUUCAGUUUCAGUAGAGUUGUUGAAGUUGUGUUAGAUCUUUGUUGAUUCGUAGAUGAUAGAUAGAAGGGAUCACAGAGAAUAGAUUGUAGGAGUGAAAGUGGAAGGUUGCUAUGGACUGGGAAUUGAAAGCAUCAGGUUGGGAUUUUACUGAUUUUGGGCGAGAAGACGAUACCCGCCUGGCGACACUAGUUGGUUCGAGUAGUUUAGGAGUGCACAAGAAUGGGCGAGGCUUUUCAGUUGAUUUGAAACUAGGUGGAUUAGGAGAUUUGGGAGAUGGGUCAAUUGACAAAUUGAAGGAACCAGGAGGCUCCACGAUUGCAUCGUCACCUUCAGGGUCGUUGAAGAGAACAAGGGCUAUUAAUGGGACUCAAAAUGUUUCAUGUUUGGUGGACGGGUGCAUAGCUGACCUCAGUAAUUGCAGAGAGUAUCAUCGGCGCCAUAGGGUGUGUGAGCGCCACUCUAAGACCCCAGUUGUCAUUGUCGGUGGCAAAGAGCAACGGUUCUGCCAGCAAUGUAGCAGAUUUCAAUCUCUUGGGGAGUUUGAUGAAGAAAAGCGAAGCUGCAGGAAACGCCUUGAUGGUCACAACCGGCGUCGGAGGAAACCUCAACCAGAAGCCUUCUACAUGAGCUCUGGGAGCUUUUUGUCCAAUCACCAAGGUGUCAGACUCUUGAAUUUCACUGGUCCACAAGCAUAUACAACCUCUACAACAGGUGCUGUUCCGACAUGGCCCAGGGUUUCCGAAUACCACCAAGACUUACAUGUUGUCAAUCAACAGAGUACAACCCCAAAUACUUUAGGCUGUGUCUACAACGGAGGAGACAAAAGAUUCCCAUUCUUGCUUGCAAACGAACCUGAAAGAAGCAGCAACCAAGCAGUCCCUGAAUUUUCCAUCUGCCAGCGACUUCUCAAUAACAGAGCCUCCCCAGAAAGGGGUCGGGGUUUCCAGAAAAUACUCUCUGAUGGAUUUGCACAGUCUGUCAAUUCCAAGCUUGCUCUCUCUCUUCUGUCAUCAAACCGGACACAGAAUUCGGAAACUAGUUUGACCCACAUAUUGCAGCGGGAUAUGAUACAUCUGAAUCAGCCAAUGGGUAUGAGCUUCCAAUUUGAUGGUCUAGCUCAAUACUCGCGCUCACAAGGGGUGGUGGAGGAGAAGCCUCCAGUGUUGGUUCCUCAGGGCAGCAACACCAACAAUCUUUGCAAUGAGAUAUUUCAAGUGGCGCCGUACGAUUUCUUGGAAGAAGGGGCUUCACAAGUGAUUCCAUUUUCUUGGAAGUAAUUCAUUUUGAUGGCCCUUGUAAAGCGCCUGCUAGUUCUCUUUAGAUCCAAUUAUUUCUUGGAUGUUCUUCCUCUGGUUCUUAGAUACUGAAUUCUAACGCUCUUGAUUGAUUUCGUUUACCAGUGUACACAUUGAUGAUCUUCAGCUGACUCAAACAUCAUAUAUAUAAUUUAUUUCUUCCUGCAGAUAGUGGAUAUAAUAUGUGCUUGCACCUUUA